Messenger RNA from Phaeodactylum tricornutum CCAP 1055/1, 2744 nucleotides. RefSeq lists its product with no specific name. Lineage: Eukaryota; Bacillariophyta; Bacillariophyceae; Surirellales; Neidiaceae. The record is from RefSeq and is a predicted model, not a curated record. The transcript has 4 exons. The coding region runs from base 159 to 1475 and encodes 438 amino acids.
CUUCACUGUCACAUCAGCACUGCCACUUGGAGAAGUUGUUGAUCAUGGAGAAAGGCUCCACGUUAUAGACAGUCUGACACCGUAAAAGAAGAAGACCCUCUACCCCCUUGGACAUCCGCCGAAUUCGCCAGUGCGCACACGCAUCCCACCCAUCCACCAUGAAACGUGCAAGGCAUCUCCACAAUCCAAUCGUCGUGAUACUGGUCUCCGUUCUUUAUCUAACGUUGUACGGUACAUUCGCGGAUCAGGAGAACGGCGACUGGAAGCCCUUUGUCAAGGAGACACACGAUGCUCACUUAUUCGAGCCGUCCACCAUUGCAGCGGUCAAUUCCGCCAGUGCCUUUCCCAAACCGACGCGUGUCAUCGACGACACCGCUACCGUCAUCGUUGAACCGACCUUUGGUACCCACCGACCGGAAGAGGACGCCAUUUUUGCCUACGCCGAGGGGUACAAGUUGAGCUACUACAUGAUGUUUCUCGAAACACUCACGGCUUCGGGUUUUCGUGGUGAUGUUGUCCUGGCUAUUGCGGAACAACGGAUCGUGCGGGAAGACGUUGUGGACUAUUUGAACACGUACACCCAAGGCGAUCCCGAGAAGCCCGCCGUCGUCGUCUACCAAAUGCCCCUGGAUUGCGAUGGGGAACCCAACAAUCAACGGAGAGUUACGCGAUUAGGAGAUACGGACGCUGUCCUCAUUAUUUUGCAAUCUUCUCGUUUUUUUUGGGUCGAUGAACUCAGGCACGUUACAAGGACUGCUCAUGAUCCACGGGAGGGCCGGGUGGUAGCUACCAUCCGUUACGAAUGGUACUGGAUUUGGAGUUUGCGGUACAAUACGCACUCCUGGCUCAUGUUGUUGGACGCGCGCGAUUCCUACUUUCAAUCCAAUCCCUUCAUUUCCUUGCCACGGGAAACCCACCCGGACCGAGAGGAUGGUUUAUUAUACUUAUUCGGCGAGAAUACCGAAGCUACACGUCUCGGAUCUUCGACCAAGAAUUUGAAAUGGAUCCGUAACGGUUAUGGAGAGGCAACGCUCAAGGCACUCGAGGACAAGCCGACGAUUUGUUCCGGAUCCACCAUGGGUGAACAAAUAGCCAUCGAAACAUACUUGAGAGCCAUGGUCAAUGAACAUGACGAAGCCAGCGUCCGAAUGACGGGCAGUGAUCAAGGCUUUCAUAACUAUCUAUAUUAUAGCAACAAACUGUCGCAAGCCGACAGCAUCCGAAAAAUCAUUGUCUGGGAACAAGGCCGUGGUAUUAUCAAUAAUCUCGGGGCACUACGCACGAAAGAGUUGAAGGCUUGGGGGAACUACAACCCGAAAACGCACGAAGUAUACCAAUGGGACGGAGCUACAUUAUCACCCGUCGUACAUCAAUGGGACCGGGACAAGGAUUUACACAGCUGGAUGAACGGUCACAUGCACAAAAAAUGGAAGGCCGAAUGGGAGGAACGAAAGCGUCAGGCAAAAAAUCAGUAAAGGAUAUGGGUUUAUCACCAAUUGCGGUGUCGUGGAACAUUGUCUUGUCACUAGCCUGUCCGUUUAUUUCAAGAUGAUCCAAUGGAAAGAAGAGUUAGUUCGUGUAAUUGUCUGUAAAGCAAUUUUGCAAGCGAUUGUAGAUUCUCGCGUAGUUUACGUUUAGGAAACGUCAAGGGAUUGAAAUCAUGUUUGCUUCUGUAAGACAAUGCUUUGUUCGAGGAUGGCUCCAACAAAAAAAGAUGAGAUUAGGAUUGAUGCCAGGAGCCAUCGUUACUUAUCAGCGCCCAUUGUUUGAUAGUAGUCGCAAGAGCACGAUCUUCUUCGACACCCUGACAGACUGUCACGUCAUUGGCGUCUCUACCACGGUUCACGCUCUGUGUCUUGGUAUCUCCAUCAUAUUUGAAAGAAAAAAAAUGUUGGUGUAUACGUCGAGCCCAUAUGUGUUGUAAGUUGCGUUGGGUGGCAAAUAGAAGCAUAUACAUUGUACGCUAGAAUCGAAUAUUCUAGUGAGAGAGGAUGUGAUGCAAGUACGACAAGCGUGAUGUCUUUCUGUUUGGUUUGUUUUCGAACUUUUGCCCGGCUUGGCCUACUUCAAUGAAUCGACGACCUCUUUCGAACUUUCAUAGUUGGUUGCUCCAUUGCUCUCGUCACACACGCCCGAGCAAUGUCGUCGAGCGUAGCGGUUUCGGACAGGUAUUCAGUCAGCCACCACCAACUGUCACAAUCCUAACCCCUCGCGCCCAUGUCGCUGAAGAACGUCGCAUUUAGCAAGGGCCCGUCACAGGCCAGCAUCCCUCCUGCCUCUCCGUCGCAGUAGAUAUACUCGUUGUUCGGGUAGUCAUAGACACGGCAUCCUGACUCUGUCUUGUCCUGCACGCUGUGAAGCCAUGCGUAACCUACGUUGGAUUCGCGAUCAUGGAAUCCUGGGGAAUAAGUAGCGUCCCACCCAUCACAGAAAACCAUGUCUCUCGUCCCAUAAGCAGUUAUGAACUUGUCCGUCCAGUCGUUCGUUCGCCAGAGUGUUAUCUGAUCCCUGUACCCAGUCUUGCGUAAAGCCUGGUCCACAUCAAAAUUUUCAACGCACUUUGAAUCGUGGUGUCCAUACGCAGCAAGUGCCGCGGGUUCUGCCGACGCAACAACAACAUACUCAAUCAUGGCCGCCACCGCCAAUCCAGUCCGUAGCUCACGCAUACUUGAGUACUCAAAUGACUGACUGUGAAGGUAUGUUUGUCCUCUCGUAUCAAUACCCCACCCUUGAUCUUUCGUCGU